Condylostylus longicornis is the source of this 1302-nucleotide messenger RNA. RefSeq lists its product as uncharacterized. The coding region runs from base 1 to 1302 and encodes 433 amino acids. Gene Ontology annotation, molecular function: ribonucleoside-diphosphate reductase activity, thioredoxin disulfide as acceptor. Lineage: Eukaryota; Metazoa; Arthropoda; Insecta; Diptera; Dolichopodidae. The transcript has a single exon. Gene Ontology annotation, biological process: deoxyribonucleotide biosynthetic process. The record is from RefSeq and is a predicted model, not a curated record. Gene Ontology annotation, cellular component: cytosol.
AUGAAUGAAUGCAUGAAAUCAGAGUUAGAUUUAUUUGCAACUCCGCCAAUACAAACCAAUAUUUUAAAAUCUGAGGAGGUGUCAUACAAUCCCAUUGCUUCUCUGGAUAACCCUUCAACAAUAGAAUUUGUUUCGUUGGGUCACGGCGACACCUACAGGGAUUUAUCUUCAACAUACAUAAAACUCAAAGUUCAAAUUUUGAAAAAAGAUGGAACAGCAUGGCAUGAUGAUAAAGGUGCAGAUCAGAAAACAAUUCAACAACCGAGUGUGGUUAAUAAUAUUUUGCAUUCUCUGAUUAAGCAAUGUAACGUACAACUUAAUGGUAAAAAUAUUACUCCAUCAGAUGGAAAUUACCAUUAUAGAGCUUAUAUUGAAUCUCUAUUAAAUUAUGGAACUGAUGCUGCAACUACUCAUUUAGAAUGUGCUGGAUGGAUUUUAGAUAAGCCGAAUAUAGCUAGAUCUGACAAUACUGGUUCAAAGGAACGUCAAAAACUAUAUCAUAAUAGUAACGUUGUUGAGCUUAUGGGAAAACUUCAUGUGGAUAUGUUUAAUCAACCCACUCAUUUAAUAAAUAAUGUGGAUAUUCGAAUUCUUUUUACAUUAGAAAAACCAGAUUUCUUUCUAUUUGCGGAUGACUCUGAUGAAUCACAAUUUAAAAUUGUAGAGGCUAAAUUAUUUAUGCGGCAUGUAACAAUAAAUCCUAGUGUAUUGUUAGCUCACAAUGCCGUUCUAGAAAAAUCAAAUGCUAAAUAUCAUUAUAAAAGAGUGGAAGUGAAAAAUUUUACUAUCCCCAGUAAUAGUUCGUCAAUUUCGCUAGAUAAUGUUUUUAUUGGCCAAUUACCAAACACGAUUAUUUUUUGCAUGACUGAAAAUGCAGGGUAUUCGGGAAAACGAUCAAAAAAUCCAUACAAUUUUAAGCAUUUUGAUAUUUCACAAUUCAUGCUCUAUGUUAAUGGUGUGCAAGUACCAAACGCUGCCAUAGAAACAAGUUUUUCUGAUGAUAAUAAUUGCAAUGCAAGAGCUUAUCAUACAUUAUUCUCUGGAACAGGAAUUUAUCAUAACGAUAGAGGACAUCAAAUAACAAAAUCUAUGUUUGCAAAUGGUUUCUUUUUAUUGGCUUUUGAUUUAACACCAGAUGCAUCGGGUAAUGAAAUUUGCCAAGGUUUACUUAAUCAAGGAACUAUAAGAAUCGAAGCAAGAUUAUCAAAACCAACUUCAUCUACAUUAACAGCACUUAUUUAUGGAGAAUUUGAUUCCAACAUUCAAAUAGACAAAAAUCGCAAUGUCUACACAAAUGUAUAA